GCUACGGCGAGUCUCAAGAGCCCUAAUUAAGUUAAAUUUUUUCCGAUAUACGAUUCGCCGGCGAAAAAGAGGAAACGAUGAAGAAGACUCCGGCGAGAUCGAACGAAGCUGGUAAAUCUCAGAAACCUCCAUUCAGACCUGCCGUAGAUGACACCAAACCUGUUCUUCAGGACCCAAUUCUGAGAUCGGAUCCAAUGGAGACAGAAGAAGCUGUGCUUAGAUUGCCUCCUUUCCCAGUGAUCAGGCCAUCUGAAUCGUAGCUUCCCGCGGAUUAACUAGGUUUUUUUUUUUUUAUCACAUCUGUUGACUGUUUUGACAUUUUCAGUUUGUUGGUGAUUGUGAAUGGGUGUUGAUGCCUGCUUGAUAAGUUUCAUAUACCUAUCUCAGAUAGGCUAUCUGUAGACACACACCCACAGUAAAUUUCAAAUAGAAGUAUCAAAGCAUUCAUUGUCUCGUACAUCACCUAUAUUGUUGUUUCUUUUUUUUUGUUUUUGUUUUGAAUAUUUUUGAUAAUACUGUCGUUGUUAGUCUUGAUUCAGCUUGAUAUACAAAAGAGAACCACCGUUUCUACUACA
This is a messenger RNA of Camelina sativa (false flax), 575 nucleotides long. RefSeq lists its product as uncharacterized. NCBI's taxonomy places the organism in Eukaryota, Viridiplantae, Streptophyta, Magnoliopsida, Brassicales, Brassicaceae. The record is from RefSeq and is a predicted model, not a curated record.